AUGGCUGGUGCUUUGGAGAACGCAAGAAAAGAAAUUAAACGUCUUUCUUUGGAAGACCAGGACGAGUCUCAAUAUGGUCAGAUUUUCUCUGUUUCUGGUCCAGUUAUCGUUGCCGAAAACAUGAUUGGUUGUGCUAUGUACGAAUUAGUCAAGGUUGGUCACCAAAACUUGGUCGGUGAAGUCAUUAGAAUUAACGGUGACAAGGCCAGUAUCCAAGUUUACGAAGAAACUGCCGGUGUUACUGUUGGUGACCCAGUCUUAAGAACUGGUAAACCAUUAUCUGUCGAAUUGGGUCCUGGUCUUAUGGAAACUAUUUAUGAUGGUAUUCAAAGACCAUUGAAGGCAAUUAAGGAUUUAUCUCAGUCUAUCUAUAUUCCAAGAGGUAUUGAUGCUCCAUCAUUGAGUAGAGAAGUCAACUACGACUUCAAGCCAGGUCAAUUGAAAGUUGGAGACCAUAUUUCCGGUGGUGAUAUCUUUGGUUCUAUCUUUGAAAACUCUUUGUUUGAUGAUCAUAAGAUCUUAUUACCUCCUAGAGCUAGAGGUACUAUUACUUCUAUCGCUGAAGCUGGUUCUUACAACGUUGAAGACACAGUUUUGGAAGUUGAAUUCGAUGGUAAGAAGCACAACUACUCUAUGAUGCACACAUGGCCUGUCAGAGUUCCAAGACCUGUCACUGAAAAGUUGGCUGCUGAUUACCCAUUACUUACCGGUCAAAGAGUUUUGGAUGCCAUUUUCCCAUGUGUUCAAGGUGGUACCACCUGUAUUCCUGGUGCUUUCGGUUGUGGUAAAACUGUUAUCUCUCAAUCAUUAUCUAAGUAUUCCAACUCAGAUGUCAUCAUCUACGUUGGUUGUGGAGAAAGAGGUAAUGAGAUGGCCGAAGUCUUGAUGGAAUUCCCUGAAUUAUUCACAGAGAUUAAUGGUAGAAAGGAACCAAUUAUGAAGCGUACUACUUUAGUUGCUAAUACUUCUAAUAUGCCAGUCGCUGCCAGAGAGGCUUCCAUUUAUACUGGUAUCACAUUAGCCGAAUAUUUCAGAGAUCAAGGUAAGAACGUUUCUAUGAUUGCUGAUUCAUCAUCUAGAUGGGCUGAAGCUUUGAGAGAACUUUCCGGUAGAUUGGGUGAAAUGCCUGCUGAUCAAGGUUUCCCUGCUUAUUUGGGUGCUAAGUUGGCUUCUUUCUACGAAAGAGCUGGUAAGGCUAUAGCAUUAGGUUCUCCUGACAGAAUUGGUUCAGUUUCUAUUGUCGCCGCUGUUUCACCAGCUGGUGGUGAUUUCUCUGAUCCAGUUACUACCGCUACCUUGGGUAUUACUCAAGUUUUCUGGGGUUUGGACAAGAAGUUAGCUCAAAGAAAACAUUUCCCAUCUAUUAACACAUCAGUUUCAUAUUCUAAAUAUACCAAUGUUCUUAACAAGUAUUACGAUGAAGAGUACCCUGAAUUCCCUACUUUGAGAGACAGAAUCAGAGAAAUAUUGUCCAACGCUGAAGAAUUGGAACAAGUUGUUCAAUUAGUUGGUAAGUCUGCCUUAUCUGACUCUGAUAAGAUUACUUUGGAUGUCGCUUCUUUAAUCAAGGAAGAUUUCUUACAACAAAACGGUUACUCUACUUAUGAUGCCUUCUGCCCAAUUUGGAAGACUUUCGAUAUGAUGAGAGCAUUCAUGGCUUACCAUGACGAGGCUCAAAAGGCUGUUGCCAAUGGUGCUCAAUGGUCUAAGUUAUCUGAAAAGACCUCUGAUAUCAAGCAUGCCGUUUCAUCUACAAAGUUCUUUGAACCAUCCAGAGGUGAAAAGGAAGCUGAAAAGGAAUACGGUGAAUUAUUGACUAACAUCAGUGAAAGAUUUGCUGAAGCAUCUGAGUAG
This is a messenger RNA of Dujonia railenensis, 1854 nucleotides long. The record is from the annotation of a GenBank genome assembly. Lineage: Eukaryota; Fungi; Ascomycota; Pichiomycetes; Serinales; Debaryomycetaceae.